Molecule: messenger RNA, 741 nt
Organism: Knipowitschia caucasica
Lineage: Eukaryota; Metazoa; Chordata; Actinopteri; Gobiiformes; Gobiidae
Source: the annotation of a GenBank genome assembly
AUGACCCCCGGUAGUGUCCGGACUCUCGGGAGUCUUUGCGGCCGCCACUGUCUGCGCUCCGCGGUUUCUCCGACAGGCGGGGUUGUGGGGUCCCGCCUCAUGACCUUUGAUCUGCGGCGCUUGGAGCUGAAGCCGCUGGAGCAGAGGAAGCUGACAUUCAACUCACACGCCGUCGCCACAGAGCUGGAGAGGAAUGGAUUUCAGAAGUCUCAGGCUGAGCUGAUCGUCGCCGCGCUCGUAACUCUGACCACAACAAACCUGGAGCUGGUUUACAGAGACAUGGUGACCAAACCACACCAGGAGAUCGCUCUGCAGCAGAUCAUGUCUCAUCUGGACUCUAUACGGAAAGACAUGGUGAUUCUGGAGAAGAGCGACUUUGCUAACCUGCGUUCAGAGAACACGAAAAUGAAGCGAGAGCUGGAGCAGCUUCAGCAACGACUCGCUGAGGAGACUCAGAGGGUUCGAUCUGAAGCUAAACUGGACUUCAACCUGGAGAUCAGUAGAGUGACCGACUUGUUCACAGAUCAAGAGAAAAAGCUGAUGGAGGCCAACACUGAGUUCCACACCAAGAAGUCUGAUUUAGACCACGACUACAUGGAGAUCAACAAGAAGAUCGACCUGGAGGUGGCGUCGCUGAAGACUCUGCUGGAGUCUCUCAAACUGGAGACGGUGCGGUACCUGGCAGCCACACUUUUUGGCUGCCUCGCUGUCGCUCUUGGAGUUUACCGCCUGUGGAAGUGA